Messenger RNA from Sesamum indicum (sesame), 1079 nucleotides. RefSeq names its product cation-dependent phenylpropanoid and flavonoid 8-O-methyltransferase 1. Gene Ontology annotation, molecular function: S-adenosylmethionine-dependent methyltransferase activity; O-methyltransferase activity. The record is from RefSeq and is a predicted model, not a curated record. NCBI's taxonomy places the organism in Eukaryota, Viridiplantae, Streptophyta, Magnoliopsida, Lamiales, Pedaliaceae.
GGAACGGCAAAACUCCACUAUAAAUGCAGCAGCAGUCCUGGCGUAGUCGUAAGCUGGGCAAUAUCUUCUAUACUUGGAGUUCUUACCACCUGAUUUCUUCACUCCCACACAUUGGUGUUUGUAAUGAGUGCAAUGAAAGACCUGACAGCGACUAACAACUUAAUUGACAAAGGUUUGUUGCAAACAACAGAGUUGUACGAGUACUUACUGGAGACGAGUGUGUAUCCACGUGAAGCUGAAUCUCUCAAGGAGCUUAGAGCUCUCACUUCCACUCAUCCGCGGGCAUUCAUGGGUACUACACCUGAUGUUGGGCAACUUAUGGCCUUGAUCUUAAAGCUAAUUAAUGCAAAAAAGACGAUUGAGGUUGGAGUGUUUACUGGAUAUUCCUUGCUCCUUACUGCCAUUACAAUUCCCGAUGAUGGAAAGAUUACUGCCAUAGACGUCAACCAAACCACAUAUGAGAUCGGGUUGCCUAUAAUUGAAAAGACUGGGGUCAAACACAAGAUCAAUUUUAUCGAGUCGAAGGCUCUUCCUGUUCUUGAUCAAUUACUGGAAGAUCCCGAGAACAAAGGAACCUUUGACUUCGCUUUCGUUGAUGCUGACAAAGACAAUUAUAAGAACUACCAUGAGAGACUGUUGGAGUUUUUGAAACCUGGAGGAGUAGUUAUUUACGAUAAUACGCUUUGGGGAGGGUCAGUUGUCACGCCUGAGGACUUGGUUCCUAAGAGCAGACUAGCAAUGAGGAACGCUGUGAUUGAGUUUAACAAGUACUUGGCAGCUGAUGCUCGGGUCCAAAUUUCUCAAGUUCCUGUCGGUGAUGGGAUUACUAUUUGUUGGCGUCUGUGAGCAAAGAGAUGUGAGGGUCCGUUUUCGAUUGAUGGUGUAUGCGUGUAAUAAAACGAGUGGUCUUUUCUUAUUCGUAAAAAGUCUAAUAAGCAAAAAGUUCCCCCAGACACUUUUUGUAUUUCUUUUGAAAAGACGCGAUGCAUGUUACGAUAUCAGAGGUAGUAAAUUUCUUAAAAGUUGAGGGAUUGUGUAAUGUUCAUUUUAAGUAAAAUGCUAAUAACGCUUUCAAUGUA